Aspergillus glaucus CBS 516.65 is the source of this 3142-nucleotide messenger RNA. RefSeq lists its product as uncharacterized. The coding region runs from base 59 to 2947 and encodes 962 amino acids. The record is from RefSeq and is a predicted model, not a curated record. The transcript is spliced from 13 exons. NCBI's taxonomy places the organism in Eukaryota, Fungi, Ascomycota, Eurotiomycetes, Eurotiales, Aspergillaceae.
UUUCCACUGCAAGUGAGAAAGGAAAUCUCUUGUUCCCAGAAAAUCUCGAUCACCUACUAUGUCGCCCCAGCAACAACCCGACCGGUCUGCUCAACCCUUCACCUUCAGGGCUACUGUACCAUCCGUAGAGGCUGUGGAUCAUGGCCCCGACCAUGACUCCCUUUCAAGCGAUGCGGGACAGUCAACGCCACCAGAGUCCGACUCGGAAACUCCAGACGAAAGAAAUUACGUCCCAAACGGCUCGGUCGCUUCCCUUGAGACAGCCAGCAACUUGGGCAUUAGUGAGCCUUUGAGGGCAUUGAGCUUGUCUUCAGGGCAAUCGACCUCGGUUAAUGCCGACUUGUUCGAUGCGACGUCGGAAGAUCCUGAUACCUCCGGGCGACACACUUCUGUUCGCGAUCCGUUGCCCAGUCACAACCAGCCGGGCCUUGAUGGAGACCAAGGAUACCAAAUAAACACUGGUAGCGAAGUCGAUAACGAUAGCAAUAUUUCCUCAUUGGAUGAUGUGCCACAGGAACUGCCGCCCUCCGCGCCUAUAUUCAACAGCGACCUUCAGGGGGCCCUAAGAGACGUCAAAGAUCAUUUGUCAAGCAUCAUCUCUGACAUGGAGCAGUGCCCUUUGAUUGCUGAUCAAGAAUCCGACCUCUCAAAACAGCACGAGCAGGUACGAAUGGCAAGUCAACUUGACUGUCCAGAAACUCGCACUAUAGGAUUCAUUGGGGACUCGGGGGUUGGCAAGAGCAGGUUGAUUAACUCUCUCCUGAACCUAGAUGGUCUGGCCCGGUCGAGUGCCGAGGGCUCGGCCUGUACCUCUGUCGUUACCGAGUUCCGUGAUAUAGAUCGCCACCAUCCCAGUUGGACAAUUGAAGUCCUCUACAUGGACUCUGAAGAAGUAAAGGAACUGCUUGAGGAACUCCUCCAGAGCUUCAGAAUGUAUUACACAGAUACCUUUCGUGAGGUGACCAGCAUGCAAGAACAAGAGCGUAUUCGCGAGCGGUCAACCAGGGCAUGGGCCACGUUCCAUUCAAUGUUUCGCGGACAGCCAGACCUCACGCACGAAUUUCUUGCUGACCAGACAGAAGCCGCACAUUCGCGAAUUCUGGAGAGACUUCAACAAUGGACACAGCCUUCGUCCAGACAACGUCCUGGAGGCCCAGCGCUGCAACAUAAAGCUGUACUGGGCAGCUUUAACCUCUGUCAGUCUCAUCUUGAUAGACUCACAAUGGACCCGCAGGAUGAAGGAGAAACUGCAAUCUGGCCUUUUAUCAAGCUAAUUAGGGUGUACUUGCCUUCACCAAUUCUACGUACCGGCUUAGUAUUGGCAGACUUGCCUGGCUUCCGUGACCUGAAUUUCGCUCGGGUUCGUGCAACUGACAGAUAUCUCAAACACUCCUGCAAUGAGGUUUUCGUUGUGACGACAAUAUCGAGGUGCAUCACCGACCAGAGUAUUGACGAGAUAAAAUCACGAUGCAAUAGAGGACAACCAAUGCGCAUCGUGUGUACUAGAAGCGAGGAUGUUAUAGCAGGUGAAAUGGCCCGCCAGUACAGUGAUCUUGCUCCGGAGAUAAACAGGCUAGAAAGACGGGUAAGACACGCGGAGAGCAGAUUCGCCGAAGCAUUUAGAGCCGGCAGUGGUGGAAAUCUACGUGAACUCAUAAGCAACAAAGAUAGAGCCCAAUUUGAACGCGACCAAUUCUUGAUCUGGAACCGGAAUCAGCGCGUUGAAGCAUGCCUUAGGAAGCAUGGUGAGGAAGUUCGUAUCUUCUGCAUCAGUAACGAACUGUACUCUCGGCACCGUGGAGGUAACUCGACACAUGACGAUGAUUAUCUUGAGCUCAGUUGUAUUCGCGAACUACGUCAUUACUGUCAAUUAGUUCCAGCCGAGGCGCAAUUUUGCUUCGUUACUGCGUUUCUAGAGCAUCGUGCACCAGCCGUGCUGCGAUCUGUGAAACAAUGGACCCUGACUGGCUGCGACAAUGUCACCGCUGAGAGGGCGAAAACGCUGCGGCAAGUAUUGUUGGAUAUCGAAAGAGCUUUCCGUGAGGCGCUUAUGCCGCAAAACGCAGGAUUCCGGGCAUUCCCAGGAAGGCUCAAGGAACGUUUUGACGACGAAAUACUCGAUGUAGCCUAUGAACAAGCUCCCGAAUGGAGAAAAAGUGCGCUUCAAACCAGCAGGGUAUGGCAGAGUUGGCAUCAUACUACUUAUGCGGCCUUUUGUCGAAACUACGGUACGCAUUCGACAAGAAAUGCCGGUUCUCAUUGCUGGAAUACCGAGCUACUGGAAGGCACGCAGGCAGCUUUGGAAGAAUCUUGGUCCUCUUUGGAAAAAUGGAUUCUCAUACAAAAACAUUUGUUGAAUGGCGCUGUAAGAGCCGCUUUUCAGAAAAAUCUUGAAUGUUUGGAAGACAAUAUACUGCUGGCGCCAAUCGCAUUGGAAAACUUAAUUGACAACAUGGGUGACAGAGAGGCUUGCAUAACCAACAGCGUUGGGCAGUUGCUCAACCGCCUUAUAGAAUCGUUAAGUCUAAUAAAGGGAGACGCUCUCUACGGCCACGCUAGCUCAUACAUGGCGGGGUUGAUGCGGCCUGUCUAUAAUAAGUGUAACAGUGACUCAGGUGGAGGUGUUGACGGCCGGCGAAAAUGUUAUAUGAGAGAUCACCUCACCAAAACCACAAUAUUCUUUCAUCUCAUAGAGGCCAUCAAUACCGACUGCCGCUCCCUCUUUACGGAAAUCCUCUCAGAGCUGAAACAAGUGAUUCAUCAGGAAAUGGGGAACCUAUAUAGCGAUCUCCACAACGUCAUGGCAGAGGAGGGCGAAAUGACUGAAGCAACAAGGUUUCCAGGUGUUGCCAGCAGUCUACGUAAUAAGGUAGACAUGGCUGAAAGUACACUUAAACAGGCAUGUGAAAUUGUUGGCAGAUUGCGAAGCACCUCAUCCUUAUCUUGAACAUACCAUGGGACUGGCUUGUUGAUCUGGUUACCUAGCUAGCGAAAGGAUUGCAGCCUUGAUCAUCUUCCAACCAUGGUUGAAGCUAAGGUCAUAUUGUUCCACGUCUGUUCAAGAGGUGGAUGCAGAUGUGCAAUGUUUAUAGAUAACUAUUAUGUUUUGACACUGGAUAAUUUCAAAUUCCUUCCUGCAACA